Messenger RNA from Leptopilina boulardi, 2735 nucleotides. RefSeq lists its product as uncharacterized. Gene Ontology annotation, cellular component: intracellular membrane-bounded organelle. The coding region runs from base 123 to 2570 and encodes 815 amino acids. The transcript is spliced from 8 exons. The record is from RefSeq and is a predicted model, not a curated record. NCBI's taxonomy places the organism in Eukaryota, Metazoa, Arthropoda, Insecta, Hymenoptera, Figitidae. Gene Ontology annotation, molecular function: phosphatidylinositol binding.
UGUUAAAUUUUCUUCGGAAUUAACAGUACACUAUAUAUAAAUUUGUAAACAUUCGGUAUCCCAUAUUUUAUUGUAAUUAUUAUAACUGUUUAUAGAGAUAAGAAAAAUUAAUGUGUUAGACUAUGAAUUCAUCAUCGGGACAAUUGAUUUUUUUAUCAAGUUUUUCGUGUCUACUUUUAUGUGUAAUAACACAACAUUGGGUGUAUUCAUCAUCACUGCCGUUUUAUUUUCCAAUACUAUGGGCACUGCUUGUCACAAUUUUAUCAACAUGGAUAAGUUGUAUUGUCUUUAAACAUAUAAUAAAAGCUGAUUCAUCAAUUACAUUACAUCCAAUUUCAAUAUAUUUAAGAAAUAAAUUCAAUGCAUAUCUUCAAUCACGUUUAGUGAUAAAUAAAAAAUAUUUAAUUAAAAAAAAUUCCCAAAAAACAAUAAAUGAUAAUAAUAAAUUAACAACAAUUAAUUCUCCAAAUAAUAAUAAAGAAUCACCAGAAAAGGAUAAAAAAAUAGUUCAUGAAAUUGAUUCAAAGUAUAUACAAAUAUGGUAUCAAAAUAUAAGUGAUGACAAUCAAUUUUCUCAGGAAGCAAAAGAUUUAAUUUCAAAAUUAUCAUUGGGAUUGAAUACACGUAUUGAAGCUGUUGAAAAAAUUCAACUUGUUGAUAAAUUAGCUGGUGUAUUAAUUGUACAUUUGAAAGAAUAUAGAAGGGCACUACGACGAGUUGAGAAAGGAUUUGCUGCCAAUAUUGAAGAGGCAUACAAUUAUUCACAUCCUGGUUCACGAAGUUCAACUGCAUUGGAACAUACAUUAGGUCGAUUAGUUACAGUUAUAGCUAGAGAAUUUUUACAAUGGGAACUUGGAAGUUCAUUGCCUUGUAAGCUACUGUUAUCGAUUUUAGCUAGAAGGCUAUUGUCAGUAUUGGAGACAAUAUCAUCUCCAAAAUGGAUUUUACAGCAUCUUAUUCAUCAAUUACAUUCAACAACUUCAAUAGAACAAAAAAUUCAAACUACUCUUCCAACAAAUGCCAAAGAAGAAGGUAUCAUUCCUACUGCUUUAAGUGAUGGUAUAGCUUCUGCUACAGCAGCCGCUAUAGCACGACCAUUAACAAAGCCAAAUUUUAUCCAAUUACCGGAAGUUAAAAUUGAAGAAAGUAAAGUUAACGAUAUAAAAUGUAAACCAACAAUAAAUUUAGAAGUUCAAAUUGACGGCACAUCAAAUAAUCAUCGUCGUGGACUUUGGGGCGAUAUGGGUGUAAUAUCUGAAAUUGAAUCCGAAUUGGAUGAAGAUCGAAUAUCGCCAAUUUAUGAAGAACCAACUGAUUUUGCAUCAACAAUUGCAAGACUCAGAAAUCUAUUACAACAAAAAUCUACUGCUACAACACCAUUACAAGUGGAGGAGAAAUUUGGAUUUUGUGAUUUAGAGAGUCCAUUCACAAAUAUAUCGAUUCCUCGUAUUGAGUCAUAUUUUUCAGCUGAAGGUUCUCAACAAAUUCUUUAUUGCAUUCAAUUCGACGAUGUUGAACAACGUGGAGUUUAUACAUUUGAAACAACUUGCACCACAACAAGACGACGAUAUUCUGAUUUUGUGCAACUUCACGCUUCUUUGGAGGAGUUUUCAGGUCUCAGAGAAUUAAUGUCUGACAUAACACUUCCUGAGGGUGGACGAGUGGAAAUGGAGAAUUAUUUAAAAACAAUAUGUUCAAGAUUGGGUAAUGAAGCACCGAAUAUUUUACGUCGUUUUUUGCGACCAGACAGUGGCAUUGGAAAAAAGGCUGAUGUUGUCACGCCCCGAUUUGAUAGAUUUUUGGCAAAAACUGUUAGUGGCGUUUUUAACACACUAAAAACAGUUGUACCAGGUUUUGAAAUGGAACAACAAGAAGAGGAAAAUCCAUUUUUUCAGCCAACACUAAUGUCACUUGCCGAUGUACCGUGGCGAUUUGUUCAAGACGUCAGCAUAAAUAAAAAUUUUGCACACGAUCUACGUCAAUUGGUGGCUGAUCGAACGGAUUAUUGUUCAGUUGAUACAGCAUACGAAGCAGUUGAUUCUGUUGAAGGAAGUGGAGAUUCUGAACUUUUGGCACAUUGGUGGGAAAUAAUGAAUAGAUCUUGUGACGAAGUAGAUGAACUUGACUCUAAUUUAUCAUUGACUUGCGCUGGAAUUGAUUUGGCAUGUGAAAUUCUUUCUGGCGUUAAUAGUAAUAAAUCAUUUCAGCAUGAAGGCUUCAUAAAAUGUUUUAAAUUGAUACUUGGCAGCGUCACAGAACCCUUAAUAGAGAAUAUUGUAUGUUGGGCUUACGAUUAUUGUGAAACAUUACCAGUAAAUUCAAGUCUCACUGACAAUGAAUGUGACGAAUCACUAGAGGAUCUUCAACAAAAAGUUCAAUUAUCCUUAGAAAAAUCAGUUUCAUCAAUUGUAAAAUUAUUUUUCAAUGAAAACGAUAUAAAAGGUAUGAUAAAAUUUACAAUAGGCUCAUUGGAAGUGAAAAAAAUAAAUAGGGAUUUAAAUCUACAAAUUUUAGAUGUUAUUGCAUCGCAAUUGUUAGCUUCCUGUCGAUCAUCACAUAACAAAAGUUAAUUUUUCCAUUUUCUAUAGAAAAAUAUAGAUGUAUUUUUUUUAUUAGUUUUUUUUCAUAUAUUUUACUAUUUUUUUAACUGAAUAUUGAAAGACUAAUAAAUUAAUGAUUGAAUAUUUUAAUGUAUUAACUGAUGAAAGGGCAUUUAAUAUAUAUAUAUUUAUUAC